UUAACGGUGGCGAGGACAAACCUUUGGGGGACUAGGCCGUUCACAUAUUAGUGGUUAUGCUGCAUCACAACGCAGCUUAGGCCUUCAGCUUUGCGUAACUUUUCUUUGGUGCGAGUUUAUUUUUCUCUUCUGGAUCCUGAAACGGAUAAGCAAUUUUAAAACAAAACAAAAAAAAAAAACAAAAAACCCUUGCUCCAAUUUUUGGAAGCCCGCUUGUUCUUAAGCUAGGCUUUCUCGACUUUUUGGAAAAUGUCUGAAAGCUCGCAGAGUCCCGAGUACCAAAGCCGGCCUUAUGACUUCAGCCGCUCCAACCCUUGCGCGCAGCUUUUGGGUCAGGAGGGUUUUGGUAGCAGUACCUCCUUCCAGGUGCCCCACGGUGUCUUGCCAGAUCCGAGCCGCCUUUACAACAAAAGCUGUUACAGUGGUAUCGCGUCGACAUCCGCGCAGACUUUUUUUCCGUUUCCACCCGUCUCCACCGACUACAGGGCCUCUGAGCUACAGCCUGGAGAUUUUGGGCAACCCAAACACUGGUAUCCCUUUGCAGACUACACCGGCCAACUUUCUGGCGUAUCCACAGCACUCCAGCCUAUAAACCUUAGUACCAUUGAAGCCGAGGCGGGAGAGCAAAUCAAACUACCAGAAAUAAAGCUGGAGAAGAGCACCCCCGAGGACUACUCAGCCGAGGCAAAAGUUCAGCAGUACCUGACCCCUCAAGCCUCCAACGAGAUGCCCCAUGGAUUAUUCUACGCUAGGACUGGGACCUGGAACCCAUCCUUCUGGUCCUUCUCAUCACCUGGCAGCAGUGGCCAAGCUUCCUCAACAACCUCGGCUUCUUCCCCAUCGCUGUCUCCUUCACCCCCGAGCAACGCACUUCCAGGGAACGCAUGUUUCAGCGCGAACACACCCCAGACUGUCCCUGAGGCCCAGCCGCAGAAAUCGACCUCCUCCAGACGAAAUGGUGGGUCUUCCGUGCGAGAGUGCAAGGACCCUGAGGAGACCCUUUCCACUGAAGAGCUGGAGCAAUUCGCCAGGGAGCUCAAACACAAACGCAUCACCCUGGGUUUUACCCAGUCAGAUGUUGGCCUUUCUCUGGGAAGCCUUUAUGAAGGAAAAAUGUUCAGCCAAACGACUAUUUGUCGUUUCGAGGCUCUGCAGUUGAGCUUCAAGAACAUGUGCAAGCUGAAGCCCCUUCUGCAGAAAUGGCUGGAUGAGGCAGAGAAUGCAGAAAAUCCUCAAGAUAUGUACAAGAUGGAACGAGUUUUUGUCGAUACCAGAAAAAGAAAGCGGAGGACCAGCCUGGAGGGGGCAGUGCGUGCUGCUCUUGAGUCCUACUUUAUCAAGUGUCCCAAGCCGAACACCCAAGCCAUAAAACACAUUUCAAAUGACCUGGGCCUGGAGAGAGAUGUGGUACGUGUGUGGUUCUGCAAUCGCAGACAGAAGGGGAAGCGCUUGGCCUUGCCGCUGGAUGAGGAAUUAGAAAGCCAGCUCUACGAACAGGGUUCUCCUCCCAUUCCUCCUCAGGCCUACCCAGCCCCCAGUUUCCCUGGAGGCCAUCCUCCCACACUCUACAUGCCUCAGCUUUCCAGGCCUGAUGUGAUGAAGCAACCCCUGCAUCCUGGAGUGGUUGGGCACCCGACUAGAUAAAGCGGGCCAACCAGAACCACAGAUUGCCUUCCCAAACUUCUGCUCAACCCCCAACUCACACUGGAAAGGAAGUACUACAAAUGCAAACCAUCUGAUCAUAUCUGUGAUUUGUGCAAUUUGAAAAGGGUGAGAUCAAAGUGGUUUCCUUCUGUAGCCCUGAAGUGCUUUGACUUCAGAUACCAAAGGGGAUGUUAUUGUUGCUGAUUGUGCCAACAAGGGAAAAGCAAGGGAAUGAUACCGUGAGGGACACCUCCUUAAACAGUAUUCAAUUUUGACAGUUUAGCCAAUGCUUGUGCAGUACUUCUGUGUCAUGUCUGAAGAGCGCAUCUGUAGUAUUUGUCUAAACUAUCACUGCAACAGAAAGUGCUCUUAUAAGAUUCAAUUGUCCAAAUGUUAUUCUUAUCUUUUAAAUGGUAGUUUUAGCCACUGAAUUUUAUUUGUAUACCAAACUUGCAUUUUUCCCUUGUGGUCAUAAACGCUCACCAAAAAGAGAACCUCCAAAAGCCCUUGAGUGGGUUUUAAUGUAAUAUUUUUAAGGAACGUGGCAAAUUCAUUGUUACCCUUUUUACUCGUUCUCAUUCUACACAUUUACUCAGAUAAUUAGCAGAACUAUAUCAACUGCUGUUUCCAACUUAUAGAAACUCUUGUAGGAU
Molecule: messenger RNA, 2297 nt
Organism: Archocentrus centrarchus (flier cichlid)
Lineage: Eukaryota; Metazoa; Chordata; Actinopteri; Cichliformes; Cichlidae
Gene: pou5f3
Product: POU domain, class 5, transcription factor 3
Exons: 5
Coding region: 250-1644 (464 amino acids)
Biological process (GO): regulation of transcription by RNA polymerase II
Molecular function (GO): RNA polymerase II cis-regulatory region sequence-specific DNA binding; DNA-binding transcription factor activity, RNA polymerase II-specific
Source: RefSeq, a predicted model, not a curated record